Anneissia japonica is the source of this 508-nucleotide messenger RNA. Its product is annotated as E3 ubiquitin-protein ligase RNF34-like. The record is from RefSeq and is a predicted model, not a curated record. Lineage: Eukaryota; Metazoa; Echinodermata; Crinoidea; Comatulida; Comatulidae. The transcript has a single exon. The annotation marks the transcript as partial.
GGAAGUGAUCGCAAAGGUCGUGAGCGAUCAUCUCGAGAAGAAAGGACAAGUGUUCUCGCUGACAAACGAAGUUCUGAUCUCGAGCAUAAUCGACUUCGAUGAAAAUGGGGCCGACGACAGGAAAAAGGACGGGGUCGAAGAUCCGUCGAAACAAGAGAGCUUGGUGUCUCUGAUCGCCGAACUUCGCUUGAAAGAAGAUGCCGAAGACGAACGCCCGGAACGAAAAGAAGAGGAAGAAGGAGUUCGUGCGCCCGUCGAAAGCUAUACGAACAAAGUACGCGUCGGCGACGACGACGACGACGACGAGAAAUCUCGCGGAGAUCUAUUGAGGGAACUUACCGUUCUCAAGGACGAGAUGUCGUGCAAGGUGUGCAUGGAUCGCGAUUCGAACGUCCUCCUGACUCCGUGCAACCAUCUCGUCUGCUGCGACUCGUGUUCCGUCAGGUUAGCGUCCUGUCCGAUCUGUCGUACAAAAGUCGGUGAAGUCGUCAAAGUUUACCACAGUUAG